AUGGAAGAGGACCGACUUUGGAAGUUCUCCAAGCCCGAGUGGCUCAACAGCAUCUGGGCUCGCAAUGCCGGUAUCUACGCGGCCGGAGGCCUGUUCUCCCUCGCUUUUUACACUAUGCUUGACGCCGCCGUGUGGUCCAAGUCGGCCAAUAACGGGUCCGACAUCCACGUCAAGUUUGUCGACUGGUUGCCGCUCGUCUUCUCCUCGCUUGGCAUGCUCAUUAUCAACUCGGUCGAGAAGCAGCGUCUAAGCGCCGACUCGUUUAGCUACAGCGGCUCCGGCGUCGCCUGGAAGGCCCGUGUGGUGCUGUUCUUGGGUUUUGCGGCCCUGGCGGGCGGCAUGGCGGGCGGCGUCGCCGUGUUUGUCCUCAAGUACAUUGUCCCGAGUGUCGGUUUCCCCGCGCUAGGCAUGGGCGUCGAGACGCUGACCAGCAACGCCCUGGUGGGCGCCAGCACUGUCGUGCUCUGGAUCACCCAAAAUAUGGAAGAUGAAUACUCGUACAACCUAUCGCUUUAA
This is a messenger RNA of Cordyceps militaris CM01, 516 nucleotides long. RefSeq names its product UPF0220 domain protein. NCBI's taxonomy places the organism in Eukaryota, Fungi, Ascomycota, Sordariomycetes, Hypocreales, Cordycipitaceae. Gene Ontology annotation, biological process: late endosome to vacuole transport via multivesicular body sorting pathway; protein targeting to vacuole. The transcript is spliced from 3 exons. Gene Ontology annotation, cellular component: Vps55/Vps68 complex; fungal-type vacuole membrane. Bases 1 to 516 code for a protein of 171 amino acids. The record is from RefSeq and is a predicted model, not a curated record.